GAUUGUAUGAGUAAACAUAAAAGAAGAAAAAUGUAGUUAGCAAUAAUAUUCACAUAUGUUUGAAAGAUGCAGAAGUUCCUCUGUCAGUGAAAAAUGUUUUAAUGUCUGCAAACCAUGUCAUAUUGAUAUCCAUGCUAUGUACGUUAAUAAUUUUUAUCCAAGUUUUGUACAAAGUUAAGAUGUUGUUUCCUUUUAAUAAUGACACACACGGUUUAUUCCAGGAACUGACCGUGCAGGGCCCCCUUCUGAAAUGUAGUGAGUCGUUAACAUUUCUAGCCUGCGUGCAGACGAUAACUAAACUCUGAUUAUUACUGUCUGCGAAGCAGCGCAGAGAUCCUUGUUCUGGACCCCCAACGGCCUCAACGAAUUACCAGAAGUGCGUUUCGAAUUCCCCUUCAACCUGAUUGGCGAUCACGACAAACAAAACAAAGGCCUUUUUUAACUGGCCAAUCGUGGCGCCUACUCAAAUCUGGGUACACAGCUGGAAGUCCAGAACAAGGAUUUCGACGCUGUUUCGCAGACGGAGUUAACCAGAGUUUAAUUUCGUCUGCGUGCAGGCUAUAACAUUUCAUGAACACUUUUGUGCCACUUAGUUGGAAUUAAUAUAUAAUUUUUCUUUUGCCCUUUAUUUUCAUUGAUUGUAUGGUUGUUAUGCUGAUUUUCGAAGUUACUAAAUUUGACUUUGUACAUAUUAUUAGGAUUUUUUGCGGCUGACUGUUAACUGGAAUAGCAAUUUUAGCUUUAUAUGUUUAGCUCAUUGAAAUUAAAUGUACUGGUAGUUUAUCUUCUUUUUGAUCCUUUAGUUAACUGCAUCCAGUAAAUAUGUAUGUAAUUUUCAAUACAAGUAAUUUUACUUUUGAAAUUGUCAGUUGAGUAAGUGAACUUUUGAUGACAGCUAGUUCUUAAACACUUUUUUUCUCAUAAGUCUAUGUAACCAACUAUACUGUAAUUUAAAAUCUCUUUUUUUAUAAUAUUAUCUCCACCCCAUGGACAGGGUUGAAGUUUUGCCACGCUGUAAGAGAAGCUGAGAACAAAAUAAAAUGGAGGGAGAGGGUUGCAACGUCUGUGGCACCCCAACGGUCAUUUACUACGGGGAUAGGUGCAGGUGCAGGUGCAUCUCCACCCCACUACUUGCCACACCCCUAAACAAUGGGAUGCUUCACACAUUUUUCAGUGCCAUACUCUGGAGUAAACAUUACUCAUAUUUCUUUACGUCUUUUUGCAGGCCAUCAGUUUUCAGACAAAUAGCAGAUUUUGCGAAUGUUUUCAAGGCUUUUCUUGGAACUAACUGGAUUGGUUUACCAUUUGCUUUUAAAGAAAGUGGAGUAGUGGUAAGUGAGAUGCAGUGGAUAGAGGUGUAGAUUCAGUUUAACCUUGUAUCAAUUAGACUGACUGUUCAUUUCAGUCACAAAUAUAUGAAAUGCAGUAGUUAAUAUACUAACCAAUUUACCUAUAUGUAUGGCUAUUGCCUAGUAAUGCUCAAGGGGAAACACCUUUCUGUUUGAAACAAAUCUCUUCAAGUGAUAUCGCUUUGGCAAAUUUCUUUAAAUAAUGAUACCUAAAAAAGUCGAACAUGAGAUCUCAAUUGCAUGUCACAGUUCCAGAUAUUGGUUCCGUGGGUUAAGAUGAACCGUAAGUGGCUCAACCUAUCACAAGACAGUGAAAUGACUGUCGUGCACCGGAAGUGACACAUGCUGUAUAAUUUAUAAUAUUGUUAAAUUAUUACUGUGAUAACAAAUUAAUGUGUUUUAUUUUUGUACAUUUUGGUUUCAGCUGGGAUUGAUUGGAAUUCUUGUAAUUGCAUUCAUCACAGAUCACUGCUGUCAGUUAAUCAUCAAGUGUAAAAAGGCUGCUGUCCAGCAAGUCUUGGACACAGUUCCUCAGUCCAAGGAUGUGGAAUCACAGGAUUCAAACAUUGCUGCUCUUAGAAACACUGUGGAAAAACGAAUGCUUUUUGGAGAAAUAGGAAGGAUUGCACUUGGCAAAUGGGGUGUUUUGCUUGUCAACGGAGCUCUUAUAGCCACCCAGUAUGGCUUCUGUGUUGGAUAUUUCAUAUUUCUGGGUCAAACCAUCUCAUCAAUGUUUCCUACACCACCCAAAACUCAUGCUGUAACAACAACAAUGCUACCAAUUCACAAUGUUUCAAAUAUCAAUUUGACUAAUAUUACAUCACCCACAAAUGGUUACGUUCAAAAGACCCUUUCUGCUGAUCAUGACCACACCCCACCGUUUGCUGUUCUUAUUCUGCUACCAUUGGUUCCACUGAUAUUGUUUUCAUACAUACGAGGGGUGCGAAGACUUGGUCCAGUCAGUUUUGCAGCCAAUAUUGCGCUCUUAAUGGCAUUUGUGUCUGUUGUUGGAUACAUGUUAAGUGGUACGUGCAUGUAAGUUAAUAACUCACAUAAAACAAAGGAGCAUAAUUUAUUGAUUAAAAUGGAUGCAAUAUCCAUAGGGAGUGUCUUAAUUAUGGGUUAAGACCUUUCAAAAUGAAAGUAGAGCUAUAUAUCUUUUCCCAAGAAGUAAUAAUGUGAAAUAUGGUUAUUUUAGACAGUAAAUUAGACCCUCGUUGAUGAGUACAGUGAUGACAAUUCACAAUUCCCCCCAUUAACAACUUUCUCUUCUAAAAAUCAGAAAAUUAUCGUGAUUAUUGUUUGUCUGGGAUACUAGUAGGUCUGUUCUGAUAACCAAAACUUUUUUUCACCAUUAACUCACUUUAUGACUUAAUUUACACGGUGUAGAAAUUCAAAAGUAAGAGACAAUCUCCAGCAAUCUCACUUAUGAUGAAGGUGUGUCUGUUGUAGUUGAAUUUUAUCCUUGGCUAAUGCUUGGUUUAAUUUUAUUUUUUCUUGUUUUGGGGUUUGUAAAAUAGUGUAUGCAUGGUCGUGUGUUUGAAACUGAAAGAAAUGUUAUAAUUUAAACCUAGAGUAAAACUGAGUCACAACAUAUCCUACAUGAUAACACUAAUCAUCGACAAGUCCUUUUCCCCUGUAGUUUUGCCACAACUCAUUUCUGCUUUGGUCUUUACAUUGUAUUUUAUUCCUCAUGUUUCUUUAAAUUUUUUACACAGGCUUGAAAUUUAAAUUUAGUGAGUUGCGACUGGUGCAUUGGGCUACCUUUCCAGUGUUUUUUGGCCAAGUGACUAGUGCUUAUGAAGGAAUAGGAACUGUAAGUACAAUACCAGUCUCUUUAAAUUUGUAAUAAAUUAUUUAUAGUUUAUCAGGUAUUGACACUGAAACGCCUGUUCAAUUGAAAUGACCUGGAACAAAAUGGCAUUAUAACUUCAUUAACCCAUUUGGAGUGGCUUUAUCUAUUUAAGGGUAAACAUCAUUAUUUCUUAUAGUUCAUUAUUUUUUCUUAUUGCACAGAUAAUUUCCAUAGAAACAAGCAUGGCAGAAAACAGGCACAGAUUUCCCUUGUAUCUUCAUUUUGCAAUUGGAGGCUUGUCUAUGAUUUUAGCGUUUUUUGGUUUGCUUGGAUACGCUGUGUAUGGUGAAGCAGUGGAACAGAUUGUGACAGAAAGCUUUCCACAAGGAGUAUUAAUACUCAUUGUGCGAUGUUUGUUGUGUUUUGCAAUUCUUUUGACAUACCCACUCCAGAUCUUUCCAGUAAUUGAGAUUGUUGAAGGCUGGUUGUUUAAGCCCGAACGAAAUGUAAGCACAGAGGGCAGCGUGAAUACAGAUUCAAACUCAACUGUUAAUAAUGUUGCAAUGUCACAAGGAGGGAUGGUUGGUUCAGCAAGUGAGUGUUCUAUGCUGCUGGCACCAGAAAUACCUAAACAGAAGAGCAGGGUAAGUCAAAUUAUAAUAUUGUUUAAAUUAUUGUGACUUGUGGCUUGACGAAGAUGAUUAUUAUUUUGUAACUUGUCAUAACUGUGGGAUAAAACCCAAGUACUGAGUUCCAGAUAGUCAUCAAAACCACUGCCUCUUAGGAUCCUGGUGGAGAAUAAUUCUUAAGUAGCAGUCUCCUUUCUCAUUUUUAGUUUGAUCAGAUAAAAAACUUUCAGUUUGGAAAAGGCAGGUACAAAAGUCGGACCGGAUCAACUCGGAUCAACAAUUAAUUUUAUUUUUAGUUUUGUUAAUUUUAAUGAUACACUAGUGAGCAGCACACAUACACGUCCAGUGAGCAUUUUCAACUUGGAAGGAGGAGAAACCAUGCUCGCCCGGGACAAAGAAAAUUUUCAUACCCAAGGCGAGAAUUGAACUCACGACCCCUUCGAAUACCACAUGAAAAUCGGACGCUCCAACCACUGAACCGGAGGGUCGCGAGUUCGAUUCUGGCCGUGGGCAUAGAAAUUUCCUUUGUCCUGGGCGAGCAUGGUUUCUCCUCCUUCCAAGUUGAAAUUGUUCACUGGAAAUGUACGUGUGCUGCUCACUAGUGUAUCAUUAAAAUUAAGUUUCAGAAGUUCUGCAGAAAAAAAAACAAACAGGAACAAACAAACAAACACUCUUCGGUAACUAUCUAAAUGCCAUCAGCAGACAAGGCUUUUGAUGAUUUUCUUAUAAAUAAUUCAGUAGUCUAAUAAAUAAGAAAAUAUAUACAUUCUAGGCGACUGAAACUAUCAUUUCUUUACUGUCCAACCACAACCACGAGUUUAUAACAUGAUCCGAGAGGGACUGGCACUAGUAAAACAAAAUGGCGCCUGAAAGCCAUGGAGAAAAAAAGGAUGAUCUGGCCUUUUUUUACCCUCCAAAUGGGUUAAACUUUCAGUUUUGCUUAUUUAAUUUAAUUUUUUUGAUUGCUCCGAGUUGAUCCGAGUCCAAUUUUAUUUUAUUUUUAUUUUUUUAUUCGAUCCAAGUUGGUCCGAGUCGAUCCGAGUUGAUCUGGUCCGACUUUUGUACCUGCCUGUUUGGAAAUGGUAGGUAUGUUCCAAAGCUCUUCCACCAUGUGACAUUAAAGUAGCUGCAGAGAAAGCUGUCACAAGGGAAUGAAAUGGUGGGGUUACAUGUAGUUAGUGUAUCAGAUCUCAGUUGAUGGGUAAUCUCUUUUCAGAGCAAAACUCGUAGACAUUAUUCUGGCAGUCUCUAGUUGCCAUAUUGUUUUCCCUUAGUAUAGAGAUCGAAACAAGAACAACAACAACUUUAUUGCACAUCAAACAGAUUACUUGGAAUAAAAGUAGACUAAAAAGGAAAAAGGGAAUACCGUAAAAUUCCGAAAAUAAGCCCCUCCGUGUAUUACUGUAUAAGUCCCCCAAACCCGUAAUGCAAAAAACCCUUCGUUAAAUCACCCCUUAAAAUUCAAAUAUAAGCCCCCCUCAGGGGCUUUUACUUGGAAAUUGCCCUCAAAUACAAGGUCAAACAAAAUAAAAAGGGUAAAUUUCCUUCUAACUAUAAGGCUAGCCUAAUCGAUUUUAAAAUGCAAAUUUCCCUCCAUAGAUAAGCCCCUCCAAAAAUAAGCCCUGGGACGUUUUUUCGGAAUUUUAUAGUAUUUAUGCAACGGCAGUUAAUUAGCUUAAACUAAUCAAGGCAAGGGGAGGAGUGGAGAAGAAAAUAAAACAAGGAAAACAAUAAAUUUAUAAACUAAUAAUUAACUAAUAAUUUAUUAUUAAGGGACUGUUUACAUUUCAGUUUAAUCUUAUCUUAGAUUCUUGACUUCAUUAUUUUAUAGAAUGGUUUUGAUUUUGAUCAAAUGAAAAGCAGCAUUUACAUACAUGUAAAUCUUGGAGUGAAAAAUGUACUGUAUUGACGUGAGCUCCCUUCAUGCAGUGCUGUUUGUUAAAUUCAAAUAAAAUUGAAUGUUAUUAUGUUAUGUGUCGUUAAAACCUAUUAAGAAAGUUAUCUUUUGACUUCUUUGCAGCUUCGGCAAUGGAAAAAGAACCUACUUCGCACUUGUCUUGUGUUGUCUACUGCUGGCAUUGCUAUUGCUCUGAAAGAUGACUUUGCAUAUGUCAGUGCUAUUGUUGGUUCCAUGGGAAGUUCAACUCUUGGUUUCAUUCUACCUUGUGUAUUUCACAUGAUACUCUGCAGAGACCUAAUCACAACACGGACUAAAGUUAAGGACUGCUUAUUUAUUGCAUUUGGUGUCAUUGGUGGACUUGUUGGUAUUGCAGUUACAAUACAGCAAAUUGUCGAGCAGUUUUCAAAGACAUAAAAAUAAUAAUAUUAUAAAAUAGUGUAUUUAUUGUGUUUUGGAUGUUCUUGUUCUUUUACAAUACAUGGAAACAAGGAAACCAAGAAGAUCAGUGAGAUCGUAGAAAUACAAGCAGGUGGCUAUCUGUGCAUAAAUGAGAAGGAAGAUUUGAUUUGUGCAGUUGCAGCUUUGAUAUUCCAUUACACAGACUUCAUGCCCUUGGGUGCAGAGUUGGUAUUAAAAUAUAUUGUACUUUUACGGGAUUCUUAAAAUCAAUUUGCAGGAAUCUUAUCUGUGGAAUUAUUGGAGGAGAAAUGAAAAAAUUAGAUGAAAUGUAUUAAUUCUGGAAAAAAAAAACAGGGAUAGCUCUUUCAUGGAACAGGUCUUCACAUUUUGUGGGGAUGAUGUUUAUUAAUAAAUUGAUACUUGGUUUUCAGUUGAAUACAAAGUGCCUUAAAUUUUCCAUGAUGCUGAGUAUAUUCUUAUAGUCAUUCAUGAAUAGUUAAAAAAUCUACAAUGCAUUGUGAUUUUGUCUAUCAACUGAUUAUCAUCUUUAAUAACUGACAACAGGUUUCAAACCCUUGAGUUAAAAAUAAAGAUCUACACAUUUACUGUCAAGUUGUGAAAGUAUUACUCCCUGCAUGCAAAGAAAGUGGAGUCCAAUAACCCCUGGCUAGUGGAUUGUUAUCGGGCUAGUGAAGUGUUUUUUUAAGGAAUUCAAAUAGAACUUACACAAAAACUGUGAAAUCAAUUGGGGCUAAUUGAAAUGACAUUUGAGACAUGUCAAAGGGACAAAUCACUUCCUGUGUGUACUGCUGAAUUUCUGUGAAAAACCUUGACAGCAGAAUUUUCUCACUGCAACAAGUCGCAAAAAAUUAUAUCAGAUUGAAUUUGUGUGACCUGUUGUGGCAAAAAAACUUUCUGCUGUUCUGUUUGUCACAAAAAUUAUCCAGUACACAGGAAACGAUUUGUCACCACAGCGCGUUGCUUCAACUUGUUGCCCAUCACCAUGACAUGUUAAAAAUAUUGAAGCAAUGUUUAUUUGCUGUAAUAACGGCUAGUUAAAACUACAACAAAUGCUGCCUAGUGCAUUCAGACCUUAGGGUAUUAGAACUGCUUUAUAGACUAAAACUGAUAAGGCUUAUGAAAUAAGUUUUAAAAUGACCCACAUUACAGAAAAAAAUAAGAAAAUAUAAAUCUUUAAUUCUGUCAAAAAAGCUAUAAAAAGAUAAAAAAUUUUAUUUAUUACAAAGAUGAAAUACUUGGCAAUACUAUGCAUUGAGAAAACUGCUAAUCGGUAAUCAGGUAAAAAGAAUGUGUGAUUUUAAAUUGGAUUAAGUUGAACUUGUGAUGAUUGACAACUGCUCAAAUCCACAGGCUUCCCUUGCUUCCACACUAACAGUACUCUUCCUUCAAAUCACUGAUAGGGGAAAGUGAAUUCCAGACUUCUUUCAAACAGUUAAGUUGCAGUUUAU
Molecule: messenger RNA, 7541 nt
Organism: Porites lobata
Lineage: Eukaryota; Metazoa; Cnidaria; Anthozoa; Scleractinia; Poritidae
Source: the annotation of a GenBank genome assembly